AUGUUUUGGAAAUUUGUGUGCAUUUUAGUAUCUGCCACUAUUAUCGAAGGUGGUGUGCCAUCAAAGAAUUGCAUUUAUAAUGGAACUCUGAAUGCCCUUGAGGAGAAUUGUACGACAAUUACAGGAAACGUUAUAAUUAAAUCAACUGACGUCCCAACGGUCCUCUACAAUAAGUUCGUUCAUACUGUAGCUAUUGAUGGAUGCGUUCAGAUAGAAGGAACCCAAUUGCAGGGGCUCGAUAUGUUUGCACGUUUGCUAACAGUAAAAUGUGUCAACUCAAGUUUCGCAGUUGAUUUUUAUAUUGGAAAUAAUACUCAGUUAGAGCGGCUCGGAAUGCCAGUACUAACAGUCGAUCGUCUUGGUCUGACGUCAAACCCGAAAUUGUGUCUUACUCAUGAAGAGAUGAUACGUCACAAAAACAUCCAACGUGCCUUUACUGAUAACAUUUUGACAUGCCAAGGCAAAAGCGGAGAAGUGAAAGAAUGCAACUCGACUGCGUCGUCGGCAAACGCUGGAUUGAUCGAUGGUUGUGAGAUUGUACUAGGCGACUUGUAUAUUGAAGGGAUGGAUAACGCCGAUAUUUCCAAUAAACUGUAA
Molecule: messenger RNA, 597 nt
Organism: Caenorhabditis bovis
Lineage: Eukaryota; Metazoa; Nematoda; Chromadorea; Rhabditida; Rhabditidae
Source: the annotation of a GenBank genome assembly